Notolabrus celidotus (New Zealand spotty) is the source of this 5164-nucleotide messenger RNA. RefSeq lists its product as uncharacterized. Gene Ontology annotation, cellular component: neuronal cell body; plasma membrane; axon. NCBI's taxonomy places the organism in Eukaryota, Metazoa, Chordata, Actinopteri, Labriformes, Labridae. The record is from RefSeq and is a predicted model, not a curated record. Gene Ontology annotation, molecular function: axon guidance receptor activity. The transcript has 18 exons. Gene Ontology annotation, biological process: synapse organization; homophilic cell-cell adhesion. The coding region runs from base 1 to 3885 and encodes 1294 amino acids.
AUGUAUGUUUCCAUCUGGAUGCCCACACAGAUGACUUCCCUCUUCUGUUUCAUCAUCCUGUCAAGCCUGGCAGUCUCAUCCCAACUGGGUUUGGAGGAGGUUUUCUUCAGUCCUGAGGACCAGACAGUCAGAGAAGGAGAGGGAGUAUUCUUCCAGUGUGUGUCAGGGGAAAGUUCAGCUCCUGCAAGCAUCACCUGGCUUAAAGAUGAGACGCAGGUCACAAGAGGAAGACAGAUUCAGGGUGAGUAUGGAGGUGGGAACGGGAAGAAGACUUCAGGCACCCUCCACCUUUUCAACGUAACAUUAGAAGAUGUUGGGAUGUACGUUUGUGUCACCCACAAUCCUUCACUACACAUCAGCAAGAAGAGCAGGCCAGCUAAACUCACAGUGCUGGGGGUCCCUCAAAGGCUGCAGAUAGUCCAGGGCCCUGAGAACAUCACUGUUGCUACGGGAACAGAGGUCUUCAUGCACUGCGCUGUUCGUGGCUUUCCUGUUCCCAUGGUGCACUGGUUCAAAGACAACGUCCUCCUGACCAACUGCUCGUCCUCGUUCAACCUCCAGAACAAUGGACAGCUGCUCACAUUCAGAAAUGUGACCAAAGAAGACGAGGGCUUGUAUCAUUGUGAAGCGUCGAACCAGGAAGAGUCGAUCAGGUCACAGACAGCCUUUCUUCUUCCAGCAGACAUGGACUGGAGUUUCAUCGAGCAGCCGACAAACCUGACAGUGAAAAGAGGAGAUAACAUAACUGUCCCCUGCAGGCCACCGUACAGCAGACCAGCAGCUCAUGUGUCCUGGUUCAAAAACAACAAACUUCUCACUCAAACAAACCAUGUGACUGUGCUACCCAGUGGAGACCUCCUCUUCCACAGUGUCCAAGAGUACCACAGUGGGAGCUACUUCUGCAGAGCCUCCAACAACCACAUCCAAAGAUUCCUCACCUCCAGAAGAGCCACCCUGACUGUCCUGGCCCCUCCGUCAGUGAAAGUGUGGCCCCAGGUGUUGACGGUGCCUAUGGGUGCUCGGGUGGUGGUGGAGUGUCAGGUGCAGGGUCACCCUCUCCCGUCUAUCAGCUGGGUGAAGACAGGUCACUCCAAACAGACUGGAGGCAGGGUUUCUUUGGGACUGAGAAACGCCACUCUCCACAUCCAGUCAGCACGGAGCUAUGAUGAGGGAAUGUAUGUGUGUGAGGCCUCCAACACACUGGGUAAAAGCCACAGUGCAGCAACACUCAGAGUUGCUGUGAGUCCCAUCAUAGUGACAUUUGUAAGCCAGGUGAGCUGCUCGGUCGGAGCUUCAGCGGUUCUGCCCUGCAGGGCUGUAGGGAUCCUGCCCAUAAUGUACAGCUGGACCAGGGGAAGAGCCGAGGCACAGUCCCCCAUCAGCAACACUAAAGACAGACACAUUGAUGAAGAAGGAGGCCUCCGUAUUUCCAGUGUGCAGUACACUGAUGCAGGAGAAUAUUACUGUACAGCUGAGAACCGAGCAGGACGCCACCAAAGACGCUUCGUCCUCAGUGUCACAGCUGAACAUCGUCCAGCUGAUAGAGGCAAGCAGACAAGGCUGGUUUUGUCUGCUAGCACCAGCUCUAGCAAAGAACCACCAGCCUCUCAAUCCUGGGACUCUGCAGCUGAGCAACACAUUAAAAAAACACAACAUCCACCUGAAGAGGCAACAUGCUCUUCACCACCAUGUGAUGCUGCCUCAAACAGAGCGUCCACAUUUUCGUCAUUUUCAAGGGGAGCCGUGGCUGAGCUCAAGAUGUCACCAUCACUUGAACGUCUUUUACAGCACCAGCGGAGUAAACCAACAACACAUCCGACCCAGCCGUUAGUCACUCAGAUGCAGCCUCCUAUGUUACCACCUCCUCCACAUCCAAACUUUCAGUCAGUAGCUCUCCAAUCUCAUGCAGCAGUGACGGCUCGCCCACUUUUAAUUUCAAACAGUGAACCACCAUUAACAGAACCCCGAGCAUUGGUAACCAUUGGUGAAGUUUUGGGUGCAACCCUUCAGCAUGUAAGCUCUAAAAGUCAGUCGCAUAUGACAUUUACAUCGAAUGUUCAGCAUCAAGGCAGCGCAGAAUUAUUAAUGCAGUCUAAUUCUCAGGGUUUGGAAAUCGUCACUGAAACAUCUGCUUCUCAUUUACCAGCAAAGCUUUCCUUCAGUGCACCCUUUGGCUUUCUGAAUUCAAAGUUUGUGUCAUAUUCACCGUCACCGACACAAGGACUUACUAAGACGACCCACUUUGGUUCAGUCACCCCGUCUUUUGCCGCAAAAACUGAGUUUCCCUGGACUCCUACUCAGCCUUACCAGCUGGUUACCAAAAGUCAGUUUUACCAAACAUACCAUGAGCCAACUUCAACUCAGAUGUCUCAAGCCAAGCUUGAGCAUCUAAGUCAGCUUUCACCUCAGAGUACACAUCAGUCUUCACCAACACUCUCACAAACCUCUCAGUCUGAUCAUCAACAAUCUCCUACUCCAAGAUAUUUCCAAAAGUUCCAACUGGAGUUAUCGACAGUCCAGCAUUACCUGCCUGCAACACAGACUCCUCCUUCUCCAUUCACAAAGCCUCAGCAAUCCCAAUUCCACAACACACCUUCACCUGAACUGCUUAAAACAAAUUCAACUGCCUCUACAUUUUCUCAAACCCAGCCUCAAUCCUUUCAAACACAGAGUCCAGAGCUCCAUUCACAAGCUCUCCAACCAAGUACAGAAACGCCUCCAAUUCAACAAAGAAAUGAUUUCAUAACCCAGCCGCCAACCUCAACCAUGCAUUUUUCAGAUCAGACCUUUGAGCCUUCACAACUGGACCCUGAGAUCCCUGUUGUCCAUCAGGUCAACAUAUCUGAUCAGGUGCAAGUAAAUACAAGCAAGCCAGGUGAACCGAAUCAGUCAGCCAAAUCAGAAAAUGAGACAAGGCUUACAGAGUGGCUGAAGAGAAACACCUCCCAAUCCCCGAUGACCAGCAAUGACCCAAGAGUCACACAGCAAGCGCCAUCCUGGCUGCCCGUGCUGGAGAAACAUGACAUCCCCAUCGUGGUGGGAGUGGGAGUGUCUUUGGCCUUCAUCUUCAUCACUGUCACCUUCUAUUCAGUGGUCCAGAAGAAUGAACCGGCACCGACAAGCCGAGCAGCCCAGAGGAAUCUGGGUGUCCCCAUACGACACACUGAACGCCGAGCAGCAGGACGAACGUAUGAAAACAGAGCUUUUGAAGACGAUGACUGUGUGGCUGUGAUUGAGCAGAGCCCAAACACAUCAGACACCCGAGCCCAGCCUCCAGGACCCAGCCUGGUCACGGUGCAGAUGGAGCCUACAUUUGAGGAUAUUCUUGAGGACACACCACUCGCUCUGGACAACCACUCAGUCACUGUAGAGACGUAUCCCGAGCCUAUUCUUGACACAAAGAUUGAUCCAUCUCUGGAGGAGGAGAAGGGCUGCAGCCUGUCCCAGCCCAGCAUCCAGCUGCAGUGUGCUGAGGACUGGACCAGUAACAGAGGAGACAACCACAGCCCAUGUCAGGAUGCUUUACCUCCUCCAUCAUCCUUACCCUCUCGUUCCCCCUCCCCCUCUCCACCCUUCAGACCUGAGGCGGGCCUGCGCUCCUCUUUAACCCUGCAAAGUGCAGAGUCAUGCGGAGCACCCAUCCACCACAGCCUCAGCAUCUCUCCUGGAAACCCUCCCCUGCUCCUCUCCCACCACGUCUCCCUGGGCCUCACUACGGUAGCAGUUGAUGUCCAUUUUUACCCAGCAGCCACUGCUUCAAUGGCAGUAGGCACUAGCACCCAUAUCAAUUCAGUCUCUAAUCCCUCUUCAGGGGCUGCACCUUUGUUCGGCCCAACAUUAGCGAACAGUCAGGAGAGUGAGCAAUCCACUGCCAGAUUCAAGUAGCUACAUAUUAAGGCAUGCAGUUUUAUGAAUGACAAACAUCUUUGUUGCUAUACGACCAAUAAGGACAGAGUACCUCGUAGAGUGUGAGAGCAUCUUUAAAGGAAUCAUCCAACCAUUAAACAAGCAUUAAACCCGAAGCAGCGGCGCUCCUGCAUGUGAGCGGGUGUGGACAGGGGAGGAAAUGCUACAUUCAAAUUCAUGCUAGUUUUCCGUGACUACCAACCCUAGCUCUAAGAAGUUAGCUGAAUGCUUAAUUUUAGAGAAAUCAGGAGACAAGAAAAUAUUUAAUUUCACUAUUAUGUUAUUACGUCUGGCAUCUAAAACUGAACAAUAAGGGAUAUUACUUGAAUUAUUAGAAUUUUUAUUUUUAAUUUUUUUAUUUUGAUGUGUGUUCAAAAUUUGAGCCUGUGACUUAAGGUGAUUAGCUUUGUUUAGCUUAAAGGCUGAGGGCAGGGAAACACCCAGCACGUCACAAUAGAACACUUCUAAACUUGUUUUAAUACACAUAAUAUCUUGAGUGAAACAAAAAGAUAUACUUCAUCACUGAGAUCUGGGUGAACUGGCAAGGAUGUAUUUUAACUCUGACCACAGACAGGCUAGCUGUUUCCAUCUGUAUUCAGUCUUUGAGCUAAGCUAAGCUAACCCCCUCCUGCUUUAAGAUUCUACUCUCCAAACACGCUCUACAGAGGUAUCGAGCUCUUCACUAAACUCUUAACAAGAAGGUGAAUAAGCGAGUCUCCUGUGAGGUUGUCUUUUUCAUUUUUCAUUUAUAAAUAAAAGUGUGUUGAGCUGACAGUGUUUAUUAGCACCUUCAUUUGCUUGUAAAAGUAUCUUAUAGCUUUAGCACAGCACUUUCUGUGAUUCUCCCUGUGAGAGAAUUCACUGCUGUCAUGUUGAAGUUUAACUGUAGUACAGGUUGCUACUUUACACAACUUCUAGUCUUUGUAUAAUUUUACUUUCUAAGUUUUUUUCAACAGUUGAAAUAUGAGAGAGAAAAUGUAUGUGUAGUUUUAAUUUUAUAAUUACUGAUAUGAGAAUCUAAUGUUAAUGUUUGUGAAAUUGUUUUUAGUUAUUUUAAGUUAAUUAAGACCUGAAUGUGUGCGGUAUAGAUUUUUCAGUGAAACAGCCAAGGAUAUUUUACUUUUUCCCAAAACAGUGCAUGGUUUGGGGUAACAAAACAAUGACCUUUUCUCUCUCAUUUCAAGCUACUUGACUGUUAACACAUUUUUGAUACCAAAUGAGGCUAAGAGGAGCUGAACCAAUAAACAUUUACACAAUA